GAAUAAUUUCGCCAGUCAUCACCUUCAUUGUUAUGAUUAAAUGAGAUUAAGGAGUCGACUAUUGACGGAUAUGCGGUCUUCAUCAUUUUGAAAUGCGGGAUGAAACUUUCUGCCACCUGGUGGUUGUUUGGGUACAUUGCCUUAGCCUCGAAAAAAAUCGGCUUGACGGCCUGCGGGAUCUCUUCGGGAGUCCCGCGGGAGAAGGUGCAUUCUCAACCCGUACCCACUGUAUGUGUCCUUUAUGCUCCUAAAUAUGUAGUUAUAAGAUGUGUAUUAUCACAUUAUGUUUUUAUUUGCAUUUUACACAACAUUCCAAUUGAACCCUAAUUGCAGAAUAAAUUGUUUUAAAAUUUGGAUUAUUGAUUUUAGCAAAAUAUUGUCAAGCUAUUUGAAAAUGUAUGUUCAAUUCAACUAUAUAGUCAUUGUUCUGAAUGGAUUCCUUCUGACCCAAUGGUCACCCCAUUAUAGGAAGUGAAAUGAGAUGAACUACUCAGAGGAGGAGGGAGUGGAGACAGACGCCUUCAAGAUGAGUUUCCCUGAGGAGCCACCAGGGGUAGUUACUGAGCAAACUUGGGGAGAAGACAACAUGUUAAAAGACUCUUUGAAAAGGGGGUUCCUUAAGGAGCAGCCAGGGGGCGCUAACGAGCAAGUCUGGACUAAAGGAGCAUUUGGUCCAGAGGAUAUGAGCUCUCCGGUGCCUGGUGGGGGGAGUGUCCAGAAGUUUGCUGCCAGCCCCCAGCUGAGGGAUCCUCCAGGUGAACCAGAGGAGCCGGACAGGUCAGAAAGGUCUCGUUCUCCUGUGCCCAGUGUGAUGUCCAUGAAGACUGACUGGUCGAUGGAUAGGCCAUUGAAUUUAAAAGGACAAGAAACGACCAGAGAUGUGUCAGUUGUCCAGCUGUGUGAUGUUUGCCCAAGUCCAGCGGUGAAGAGCUGCCUGACCUGCAUGGACUCCUACUGUAUGAGCUGCAUCAGACCGCACUACUGUGAUCCAGACCUGCAGAGACACCAGCUGCAGGACCUCCAGCUACACGGGCAUGAUGCCACUGGGCAGGUGGGCACGGAUAGAGACCAGGAUCCCCAAAGAACACACCACAAGUCAUCCAUCAACAAAGAGCAUGUUCCUCCACCUGGACAGAUCCGGUUCCCCUCAGUGACACCAGACUCAGUUACUGUCAGCUGGUCACCACCAGAGGGCGCUCUUGUACCCCACAGCUACAGGGUGACCUGGAGACGAGGCCCAAAGCAACGCAGUGCCACAGUGAAACGUUUGAAGAUGGAGGUGACAGGGCUUCUUCCAGGACAGAAGUACCACUUUACUGUGGCCACCCUUAGUGAAGAUGGCUGCCAGAGCACAUGUGUGGAGGGAUCUGUUCAGACAGAAAUACCUGCGCCAGAGAAUCUCUGUGUGGACCUUCAGACAACACCGGCCUCUGUGAGGUGGACAAAGCCAGCUGGAGUGGACAACGUGUCUUACCUUCUGGACCUGCUCAGAGACGGGGAAUGUCUGAACACAGUUCACACAGACAGUGUUGAGUUCCUCCUGACUGGCCUGCAGCUGGACACAGAGUACACCGUUAGCGUGUCCACUCUACUGGAUGGUCAUCAUGGUCAGAGCCAACCGGUCUCCAAGAGAUUCACAAAUGGCCUGAGAGAGCGCUCAGAUGGUCUCCGGAUAGUGCUGCUGGGGAAGACUGGAGUUGGGAAGAGCUCGACAGGAAACACCAUCUUAGGGGGAGAAGCGUUCGAAGCAAAAGCAUCUGCUGAAUCAGUUACUAGCACGUGUCAGAGACAUUCAGCUGAAGUCUGUGGAAGGCAGAUUACAGUGAUUGACACUCCAGGGUUGUUUGAUACUGAUCUUGAUAAUGAGGACAUCCAGAAAGAAAUCACAAACUGCAUCUCACUGGUGCUGCCAGGCCCACAUGUGUUCCUCUUGUUGUUACAAGUGGGACGCUUUACUGCAGAAGAGAGACAAGCAGUAGACAUCAUUCAAAGCACGUUUGGUGAAAACUCCAUAAAGUACACUAUAGUGCUCUUCACUAGAGGAGAUGAUCUGAAGAAUACACCCAUAGAGGAGUUCCUGGGAAAGCCUGGAUCUUCUCUUAUGAUCCUUACUGAACAAUGUGGUAACAGAUACCAUGUGCUCAACAACAACGAGACCAAAGACCGUACUCAGGUUUCUGCUCUCCUGGAUAAGAUCGACUACAUGGUGGCAGUGAACGGAGGAGGUUAUUACACUAGUAGGAUGUUCCAGCAGGUGGAGAAGGCUCUCCAAGAAGAGAGAGAGAUGAAGAUGAAGGAGAGAGAGGAGGAACUGAUUAGAGAAAAAGAGGCCAUGAGAAUGGAGAAGGAAGAUCUUCAGGCCAAAUAUAAAGACAAAAUGGAGAGAAUGGAGCAGACAGUGGAACAGGAAAGAAAGAAUGCAGAUGAAGAGAAGAUAAGAAGAGAAGAAGAGUUCAGAGAAAGAGAGCAGCGAUUUAAAACAGAAAUGAAAGAGAAAGAACAGCAGAAGGAAAAGAUGCAAAUAGAAAGAGCAAGAGAACAAGAUGAAUGGGAGAGACAGAAUCAACAGGAACGGAAGAAAAGAGAUGAAGAAGAGAAGAGGAGAAAGGAAGAGGAGCACAGUUGGAGUGAACGUUACGAGAAACUUAAAGAAGACAUGGAGAGAAUACAGCAGGAGAGAGGAAAACUUGAGGGAGAGAAAAAAGACCUGCAAGUGAAUUAUAGAGCAGAGAUAGAGAGAAUUGAACAAGAAAGACAAACUCAAGAGAGAGAGGCCAUACAGAGAGAGGACGGAUUUAAAGAGAGAGAACAACAGCUCAAAAUAGAAAUUAAACAAAAGGAGGAACAGGAGAGAAAGAUGAGUGAGGAAAGGAAAAGAGAGCAAGAAGAAUGGAAGAGGAAAAUAGAGGAAGAGAGAAAGAAGCUGGAAGACAAACACAAAGGAGAGAUGGAGAAACUGAAGAAGACUCUGGAGGCAAAACAAGGUGCUCUUUGGUGCAAGGUCAGUAUCCAGAAGUCAAAAAAAGAGAAAUAA
Messenger RNA from Sardina pilchardus (European sardine), 3034 nucleotides. RefSeq lists its product as uncharacterized. The record is from RefSeq and is a predicted model, not a curated record. Gene Ontology annotation, molecular function: protein binding; GTP binding. Bases 482 to 3034 code for a protein of 850 amino acids. The transcript is spliced from 8 exons. NCBI's taxonomy places the organism in Eukaryota, Metazoa, Chordata, Actinopteri, Clupeiformes, Clupeidae.